Molecule: messenger RNA, 1281 nt
Organism: Daucus carota subsp. sativus
Lineage: Eukaryota; Viridiplantae; Streptophyta; Magnoliopsida; Apiales; Apiaceae
Product: casein kinase II subunit beta-2
Exons: 5
Coding region: 126-971 (281 amino acids)
Cellular component (GO): protein kinase CK2 complex; cytoplasm
Molecular function (GO): protein kinase regulator activity
Source: RefSeq, a predicted model, not a curated record
GGUGAAGGGUGAGAGAGACUACUUGGCCUGUGCUAAUAUAGGUCUUCUCGGCGGUACCAUCCCUUACUGCGACUACCCCACCCCUAAUUUAAAUACUAAUAGAAAGUAAUUAGUGGGAGAAAGAUAUGUAUAGCAAAAGAGGAGUUGGGGUGGGAUCUAAGACGGAGAUGAAUCGGGUUUCGCAUAACGAAGAUUUGAAGCGAAUUAAGCAAGCCCUUGACAAGCGUGACAGAUCCAGAUCCUCUCCCAAAGAUAAUAUUACGAUCAAUUCUGCUACUACCAAAGAUCAGCAGCAACGCCUUUCAAUCUUGUCUGCUCCCAGUAACACCCACCCCCCAGCUGUGGAAGAAUCAGAAACAGACAGUGAGGACUCAGAUGUCAGCGGAUCUGAUGGGGAGGACACAUCUUGGAUAUCCUGGUUUUGCAAUUUAAGAGGGAAUGAGUUCUUCUGUGAAGUUGAUGAUGAUUACAUCCAAGAUGAUUUUAACCUCUGUGGAUUGAGUAGCCAAGUUCCAUACUAUGAUUAUGCUCUUGAUUUGAUUCUGGAUGUUGAGUCCUCCCAUGGCGAUAUGUUUACAGAGGAACAGAAUGAGUUGAUCGAGUCAGCGGCAGAGAUGUUGUAUGGUCUGAUCCAUGUGCGUUAUAUAUUGACAACUAAAGGACAGGCUGCCAUGUUGGAGAAAUACAAGAAUGCGGAGUUUGGUAGAUGCCCCAGAGUUUACUGCUGUGGGCAACCCUGUUUACCUGUUGGCCAGUCAGAUAUUCCUCGGCAUUGCACUGUAAAAAUAUACUGUCCAAAAUGUGAAGAUAUAUAUACCCCUCGGUCCAGGUUUCAAGACAAUCUUGAUGGAGCAUAUUUUGGGACAACAUUUCCGCAUCUUUUUCUUAUGACGUAUGGACACCUCAAACCGCAAAAAACGUUGCAGACCUAUGUUCCUAAAGUAUUUGGUUUCAAGGUUCACAAACCAUGAUGAGUAACCUCACAAGCUCCUUUCGGACGUGCUUUUCAGCUUCUGUUUAAAGAGCCUACCAGAAAACAAGGCCGUAUUACUGAUAUUGUGUUGCUUCUUUUAUGAGGUAAAGCAUUUCAUUAUGCAGCUGGAGUUUGGUCCCGAGAAUAGAUCAAUAGAAGAUUGAAUAGGUUAACAGUACAACAGUGAUUUAGAAAUGUUUAAGGAAAGCAAAUUGAUAUGAAUGUGAAGCUAUUUUUUGGCUUCUUUUACAGCCUUUUCUUUCAUAUAUUGCAGCUUUGAGUUGGUUAUAUUGGAUUAAGCUUUAGUA